Messenger RNA from Oryza brachyantha (malo sina), 1051 nucleotides. RefSeq lists its product as uncharacterized. NCBI's taxonomy places the organism in Eukaryota, Viridiplantae, Streptophyta, Magnoliopsida, Poales, Poaceae. Bases 142 to 834 code for a protein of 230 amino acids. The transcript has a single exon. The record is from RefSeq and is a predicted model, not a curated record.
CGCCCGUUUCGGCGAGGGGUCGCAACGCCUCCCUCGCGUCAAAGCCCUUCGCUCGCAUCACACCCAGCCGCUCAAACCAACGCAAAAACCACCCACUACUACUGCUCGACCGAUCGAUCGAUCGCGAGGGUGCGUGCGCGCAUGGACGUGGCCGUGGACGUGGAGAUGGAGAGGCCACCGGCGGCGGAGGCGCAGGCGCAGGCGCAGCGCCCGCGUCCCAACCCCGUCGUGGAGAGGAAGCUCGGGGAACUGAACACAUGCCUCGCCGACGCGAUGUCCUCACGCCCGCGGCGGCGCGACGUGGUGGACGGCAGCCUCUUCGCGGAGAUUCAGGCCAGGGCCGACUUCCUCCGGAACCUCAUCGCCGCGGAGAGGGAGUGCCACGGCGGCGCGCUGCCGGAUCACCUGGCGGAGGCCGAGGCGCGCUUCGCCGUCCUCAAGGGCGCGUUCGACCAGUGGGCGCGGCGCGGCGACGCGGCACCGGCCGAAGAGGAGCAGCCGUCGGAGGCGGCCGGCUCGGGGUCGGGGUCCGAGUGCUCGUGCACCGAGUCCUGCUGCGGGGUCGAGGUCACCGGCGGCCGCGGGGCGACGUCCGACGUCGAGCGCGGGGCCGUGGAAACGACUGUCGGCGGCACGUUCAGUGACGAGCGCAAGCCCGGACACAAGCCGGCGCCGGCGGCUGCGACAAGGAGCGCCACUCGGCGGCGCGGAUGGAGGUGGAGCGCUGCUUGCUGCGGUGCAGCCGGCGCCGUGGCCGUGGUCGCGCUCGCGGUCGGGGUGGCUAUUGAGUUUGCUUUGGUGGCUCACCACAGCGUUUACGUUGUUCCGACGUAGGCGGAUGUGUUCCCCUUUCGAUUCCGCUGUUCAUCUCGUUGUGACCUCGUACAGACUGAUGUCAGUAGACUUCUUGUUUUUUGUCUGAUAUUUAGACAGUAGACUUCUUGAGUAAUUUUAUGAGUAGUUCAUUGUAAGAAGUAAAUCAAUGGCACAUUGUUAUUCUACAGUUGACCAAUACUGCAUACAGAAAUACUAACGUAUUAGGGGUGAUUAU